AUGGGGUCUAUUGAUGAAUCUAUUUAUUAUGGGGUUUAUGGCACCAAAAUUACAUGGGAUGUAGGAUGGAUUCCUGUGGAGAGACUUAGAGGUAAUUCAUAUUAUAGUGAGUCUUGGCUGUUGAAAAAUGAUGUAAAUUCUUCUAUGGAAAAGUUGAAAGAGGAAUUGGAAGAUUUGGAUUCUCAGAUUAAUAUAUGUGAUAGACAAAUAGAAGAAAGUUUACAGGAAAUCAUGGAAUCUCAGCAGAUCGAUAACUUGGGUGAAACAGAUAUAAGUGAUCUGAAUCCAAAUAACUUGGAAGACCCCAAUGUUUUUUUAGAAAAUGCUCAAAAUGUUAAAAUUCAUCUGGAGGACAGGAAGAAAGCUGUUCAGGAAAGUAUGAGGAAUUUGAGGUCAGCAACUUUGCUUUUUAGGUGGGACAAGAAGUCUUUGCCUCCUUAUCUUCAUAGGUUAGAUGCACCAUGGAUUCAUUUAUUAAAUGUGCAAAUUCAACGAGAUAAAGAUUUCCAGAAUUGGAUUCAGAAGCAAUGGGAUGAUACUAGAGAAAAGUUUUUCAAAUCUAGAGGUUUAAAACCUCCGAAGAUAAAGAGAACUAUUAGCCAGGCAAUAGGAACUUCAGAAGAAAAAGUACCCGUGAAAAGUGGGUCUAAGAAAAAGAAGGGGUCCAAGUCUAAGGAGGAUGAGGAGGGUUCUGAUAAACCUCCACAAGUUGCAAAUGAAGAUAUGAGAUUUGUAGCAAAGAUGAUUUAUGGAGAAGUAGGGGUUUCGGAAACUGGCAGGAAAUUUUACGCAACAAAAGCCUUGGAAAACGCAAGAGUUCUUAGAGAUGAUGCAACUGAGGCUGAAAAGGUUAUGAGAGGACAAUGGAGGUAUAUUCUACUUUAUUGUGGAGGAGAUUUUCAAGAAUCUGGCUUGGUUCCCUUAAUUGCAACUACUGGUACAAAGUACUCGCACCCAAAGUUUAAAAUAAGACAUGCACUAGCUCUCAUUAGUCCAUACUGUGAACAUGGAAAUGGGGUAUCUCUAAUAAGAAAUUUAUCAGGCCAAAGACACAUAUACUAUUAUAAAAGUGAUUUACUUCAUUAUAAUCUUUUAUUGAUCAUUAAGGCUCUCUCUUUCCUAGAAAGCUAUGAGAUCUUCCAUGGAAAUAUUAAGUUAUCUAAUAUAUAUGUAAGCGCCACAGGGUUUAUACUGCUUCUCGGGGACUUUAUGCUCCCUUUAAGACUGAAACAUUGGUUUAUAGAAGUAAUGAAAAAGAAUGCAAAAGUUCCAUUAAACACUUCUCCUGAACUGAGAUAUGCAUUAAUGAAGCCAAACUACAAAACAUACGAAGAUUUUGAGAAAGAGGUAGACUUACAUAAGAACGAUGUUUUCUGUUUAGCUAUGGUUUUUCUCUCAUUGUCACUAGUUUACGAACCAAAAGAGACGGACUAUAAAAGAAUUAGGAGCUUUGUUAAGGAAAGCUUACUUAAACUAGCUGCAGACCCUGCUUGGAGUGCCGAUCCCAAGAAAAGACCUAGUUUUCAAAAUUUGCUAAAAUCCCAGGAUUGUGAAAUGCUCCUGGGUGAUGGAUUCUUUGAAAAAUUAAAAAAACUUUUCCUAAUGAAACCAAUCGACAAAGCUGUUGAAGAACUUUUACAGCCAGAAGAUGAAAUCCUACAUUUUUCAAAACUUUCUGACGGAGUUGUUCUUCGAGAAAAAAAAACUAAUGAAAGCACAUGCAAUUACAUGUAA
Molecule: messenger RNA, 1734 nt
Organism: Cryptosporidium ubiquitum
Lineage: Eukaryota; Apicomplexa; Conoidasida; Eucoccidiorida; Cryptosporidiidae
Exons: 5
Coding region: 1-1734 (577 amino acids)
Biological process (GO): protein phosphorylation
Molecular function (GO): protein kinase activity; ATP binding
Source: RefSeq, a predicted model, not a curated record